AUGACCAUAUUUGAAAAUGUCACCCGGGCCCUGGCCAGACAGCUAAACCCUAGAGGGGACCUGACACCUCUUGACAGCCUCAUAGACUUCAAGCGCUUCCAUCCCUUCUGCCUGGUGCUGAGGAAGAGAAAGAGCACUCUCUUCUGGGGUGCCCGAUAUGUCCGCACUGACUACACCCUCCUGGAUGUGCUUGAGCCUGGGAGCUCACCUUCAGAUCCAACAGACUCUGGGAACUUUAGUUUUAAGAAUAUGCUGGAUGCCCGAGUGGAGGGAGAAGUGGACAUGCCAAAGACAGUCAAGGUGACGGGGACUGCAGGGCUGUCCAGAAGCAGUACCCUGGAGGUCCAGACACUCAGUGUGGCUCCCAAGGCUCUGGAGACCUUGCACCAGGAGAGGAAGCUGUCAGCUGAGCACCCGUUCCUGAAGGAGAUGCGAAACCGAGGGGAGAACCUGUAUGUGGUGAUGGAGGUGGUGGAGACCGUGCAGGAGGUCACUCUGGAGAGAGCUGGCAAGGCGGAGGGUUGCUUCUCCCUCCCAUUCUUCGCCCCAUUGGGACUACAGGGAUCCAUAAACCACAAGGAGGCGGUAACCAUCCCCAAGGGCUGCAUCCUGGCCUUUCGAGUGAGACAGCUGAUGGUCAAAGGCAAAGAUGAGUGGGAUAUUCCACAUAUCUACAAUGAUAACAUGCAAACCUUCCCUCCUGGAGAAAAGCCAGAGGAGAAGCUCACCCUUAUCCUGGCAUCUGAUGCCGGGGAGGAACAUGAGGACUUCAAGACACUAAAAGAAGAAGUUCAAAGAGAGAUCCAAGAAGUGGAAAGGCUGAGCCAAGUAGGGCAAAGCUCCCUGCUCACCUCCCUCAGCAAACUUCUCGGGAAGAAAAAGGAGCUACAAGACCUGGAACUCACGCUUGAAGGGGCUCUAGACAAAGGACAUGAAGUGACCCUGGAGGCACUCCCAAAAGAUGUCUUGCUAUCAAAGGAGGCUAUGGGUGCCAUCCUCUAUUUCCUUGGAGCCCUAACAGAGCUAAGUGAAGCCCAACAGAAGCUGCUGGUAAAAUCGAUGGAGAAAAAGAUCCUACCCGUGCAGCUAAAGCUGGUGGAGAGCACAAUGGAACAGAAUUUCCUACAGGAUAAAGAGGGUGUUUUCCCCCUGCAGCCUGACCUGCUCUCCUCCCUUGGGGAGGAGGAACUGACCCUCACAGAGGCCCUAGUGGGGCUGAGUGGGCUUGAAGUGCAGAGAUCGGGCCCCCAGUACAUGUGGGACCCAGACACCCUGCCCCGCCUCUGUGCCCUUUAUGCUGGCCUCUCCCUCCUGCAGCUCCUGACCAAGGCCUCCUAACUUGCCUCUUCGCUUGCUCCCUGCUUCCUGAAUGCCUCCCUACCUCAUUGUGCUGUGUCCUUAUCACCCAAGGGUAUUUCAGAGCCACCAGGCUGAAGAUGACAGAAAACCUAGCUGAUCACCUAAGAUAAGCAAUUUCCACUUGUCCAGCUCUAUCUCUCCCCUUCCCCCUGCAGUUCCGCAACCCAUCUGCUGGUGCUUAAAUCCUCUAAAAGUAGAAACUUUCAAACUUUUAAAACUAUGAACCAUGAACCAUUUCAGCAAAACCAAAACGAAUUCAUUUCUUAUCCCAAUCCCUCCUUCUUAUGCUUCCAAAACUCAAGUUUUACUGGCAUUAAUGGAAAAUAUUAUUUUAUUUUGGGUG
Lynx canadensis (Canada lynx) is the source of this 1702-nucleotide messenger RNA. RefSeq names its product gasdermin A (gene GSDMA). The record is from RefSeq and is a predicted model, not a curated record. Gene Ontology annotation, molecular function: phosphatidylinositol-4,5-bisphosphate binding; phosphatidylinositol-4-phosphate binding; phosphatidylserine binding. Gene Ontology annotation, biological process: pyroptotic inflammatory response; defense response to bacterium. The transcript has 11 exons. Lineage: Eukaryota; Metazoa; Chordata; Mammalia; Carnivora; Felidae. The coding region runs from base 1 to 1338 and encodes 445 amino acids.